This is a messenger RNA of Perca flavescens (yellow perch), 4383 nucleotides long. It is a transcript of the gene shkbp1, whose product is annotated as SH3KBP1 binding protein 1. The transcript is spliced from 17 exons. Gene Ontology annotation, molecular function: protein binding. Bases 146 to 2785 code for a protein of 879 amino acids. Gene Ontology annotation, biological process: protein homooligomerization. Lineage: Eukaryota; Metazoa; Chordata; Actinopteri; Perciformes; Percidae. The record is from RefSeq and is a predicted model, not a curated record.
CCUCUCACCAUCCGCCUCACUGCCCGACAGCAAGUUGGGAUGAAAACAAAAACGGAAACUUGAAUUUGUCUCCAAAAAUGGAGUCAAAAUAAUAAUAAAAAAAGUAUUGUUAUUAUUGUUUUUGAAGGAGUAGCUAACCCUUCACAUGAAGAUGUCUAACACGACGAGGAGCGGAGACAUCAUCCACCUGAAUGUAGGGGGAAAGAGGUUCAGCACCUCCCGGCAGACACUGAUGUGGGUUCCUGACUCCUUUUUCUCCAGUCUUCUGAGCGGUCGGAUCUCAACUCUGAAGGAUGAAACCGGAGCUAUCUUCAUUGACAGGGACCCCUCUCUGUUCGCCACCAUCCUCAACUUCCUGCGGACCAAAGAGCUGUACCCGCGCUCCAUCAGCGUGCACAUGCUCAUGCACGAGGCCGAGUUCUACGGCAUCACGCCGCUGGUGCGUAAGCUGCAGCUGUGUGACGAGCUGGAUCGAUCCUCGUGUGGGAACGUGCUGUUCAACGGCUACCUGCCGCCUCCAGUGUACCCGGCCAAGCGGCGUAACCGUCACAGCGUGGCGGGAUCUCAGUUCAUGGCGGGCCGAGUGGCGCCGGCAGAGAGAGCCCCGGUCAGACGCAGCAACACCAUGCCCCCCAACCUGGGGAACUCGGGGAUCCUGGGGGGCCGGGCCAGCACGGAGGAGAGGACACCAGGAGGUCAGUUGUCCGAUACGGGCAUGGUCCGGAUCAUCUGCGGUCAUCACAACUGGAUAGCUGUGGCCUACGCCCAGUUCGUCGUCUGCUACAGGGUGAAGGAGUCCACUGGGUGGCAGCAGGUCUUCACCUCUCCCCGUCUGGACUGGGUGAUCGACCGAGUGGCGCUGAACGCCAAGGUGAUGGCCGGCUCGCUGGGAGACAACGACAAGAUGGUGGCCGUGGCCUCGGGGACCGAGAUCAUCCUGUGGGCCAUCUGCCCCGACGGCAACGGGAACGAAAUCGGUGUCUUCAGUCUGAACGUGCCGGUGGAGGCCCUCUUCUUCGUUGGUAACCAGCUGAUCGCCACCAGCCACACGGGGAAGGUUGGCGUUUGGAACGCCGUCACCAAACACUGGCAGAAUCAGGACGUGGUUCCCAUCAGCAGCUACGACACGGCCGGCUCCUUCCUCAUCCUGGGCUGCAACAACGGCUCCAUCUACUACAUCGAUGUGCAGAAAUUUCCUCUGAGGAUGAAGGACAACGAUCUGCUGGUGACGGAGCUGUACCGAGACCCGACCGAAGACGCCAUCACCGCUCUCAGUGUCUACCUAACUCCCAAAACCAGCGACAGCGGGAACUGGAUCGAGAUUGCGUACGGGACCAGCUCCGGGACGGUCCGGGUCAUCGUUCAGCACCCGGAGACGGUGGGCUCGGGGCCACAGCUCUUCCAGACCUUCUCCGUGCACCGCAGCCCCGUCACCAAGAUCAUGCUGUCGGAGAAACACCUCAUCUCAGUUUGUGCCGACAACAACCACGUGCGGACGUGGACGGUGACUCGCUUCAGAGGGAUGAUCUCCACGCAGCCGGGCUCCACGCCGCUCACCUCCUUCAAGAUCCUCAGCCUGGACGACGUGGACGGACACGGGGGCUGCAGCGCCGGGACAGAGAUAGGUCCGUACGGAGAGCGAGACGACCAGCAGGUGUUCAUCCAGAGAGUCGUACCGGACACCGACAAACUCUACGUCAGGCUGUCGUCCAAUGGGAAGAGGGUGUGUGAGGUACGUUCGGUGGACGGGACGUCCAUCACGGCCUUCAUGGUCCACGAGUGCGAGGGCUCGAGUCGCAUCGGCUCCCGGCCGCGCCGCUACCUGUUCAGUGGCCACGGCAACGGCAGCAUCCAGAUGUGGGACCUGACCACGGCCAUGGAAAUCGCCGGCAAGGUCGACAUCCGCGCGCUGGGCGGGCCAACCGAGGAGGAGCUGCUGGAGCUGCUGGACCAGUGUGACCUGGCUCUGGCCCGAACACCUGACAGCACGCCGAGAGCCUCCACCUGCAGCCUCUACUCUCAGCUCAGCGACGUCUUCAGGACGGAGCGCCACCACUCGGCCGCAGCAGCAGCAGGAGGAGCAGCAGGAGGAGUUCGAGGAGGACCGGGAGCUUCGGGGUCGUCGGCCUCUCUGUACGGCAGCCUCCCGCGCCAGGCUCCGCCCCCUGUGCCUCUCGCCAAACCGCUCCGAGACUCGGCCCUGCCCCUCUCCGGGCCGCAGGCGCUCGCCAUACCCGCCUACGUCCCCCCGAACCCGGCCUCCAGCCCGCGGCCGCCCAGACAGCCGGACCGGGACCAGAACCGGGACUGGGCCUCUGUACGCAGGGGGAGCUUCGUGGAGCGCUGCCAGGAGCUCGCCAAGGGCUCGGAGGCCGCAGCGGGCUCUGGGUCGGAGGGCACCCGGCGCAGCUUGGCGGUGUGCAGCGAGCUGGAGGCCCGGUUCGGCCUCAGGACCCCGACCACCUUCUCGGUGUCGCCCGGCGCACGCCACUCCCCGGCAACACCUUCAUCCCUGUCGUCGUCAUCGUCGCCGCUGUCCUCCUCGUCUUCUUCGUCUUCGCACCGCAGGGCCACGCCCACUCCGCCAACAAGCCCCGCCCCCACCGCAACUACCGCCGCCGCAGUGAGCCCGACUCAGUCCCAAGUGCCCGCCUCCCCUCGCAGCAGCGCCACGGCGUCCCCCACCGAAGCACCGGCGUCCCCGGUGACCACGGACAGCCCCGCCGACGGCGCCACCGGCCCCCCAACCAGCCCCAAACCGCACAUGAACGAGACCAGCUUCUGAUUGGCCGCUCAGACCGGACCGCAGAACGUCAGGACACACGGGGACAUUUGGAUUGGUGUUUGAGACGAGACAGCGCUUCUCGAUUAUGGAACAAAAACCUUAAACUGCGAUUAUUUUUGGUCAAUAUUGAGAUCAGGAUUAUUUAACACGAUUAAUCGCUGACUUUUGGACAGAUGUUGCGUUUGUUGAAAUUAAAAAAACGGUAAAAACGCCUCCAACUGUCAAAUUUCCCUUCAAUACUUUUACCCGUUUGAACAUAUUUUUUUGGCAUCUAGAACACGAGACAAAACGAGUUUACUUUUCUAACCCUUGUGUUGACUAGCGCUGUGCCCUAAUAUAUAUAUAUAUAUAUAUAUAUAUUAGGGCUGUGCUCCUUUGAAGAACUUCUUAGUUGACUAACACUCAUUCAAUUGUAUCGACUAAUCGAUUAGUUGAUUUAAUCGACAGAUCUGUAAAUCUGAGCUCUUCCGCAAAGAGUUGUGCUAGAAGCACCACUUUAAUUCUUGUGUUUACCAGAGAUGUGCUCGUACGUUUCUUGGAAAUAAGUCAUUCAGCAUGAAAAAAGAGCAUCAAACAUGACUAAUGGACUAAAGAGAUCUAAGUUGACUGAGACCAAAACGACCGAUUAGUCGACUAAUCGACUAAGAGGGAGCAGCCCUGGUCAGGACAGACGAGACAGCGCUGCUCGAUUCUGGAAUAAAAACCUUAACCGCGAUUAUUUUUGGUCAAUAUUGAGAUCAGGAUUAUUUAAAGGGGCUCUAAGAGAUGUUGGGCGAGGUCACUUACUGUUGACGUUCGAAGAAUUGUCUAAGUCUGAGUCUGUAAAAAUAAAAAAACAAGUUUGUAUCAAAGCUUUAUUUUUUUAAUUUGUUUGAUUGCAGUCCGACAGCGUUGUAACUUCAGUCCCACUGUGACCAACAGAAUGACGCCUUCGGUCUGUUCAUGUCUUUUACAGAGCCGAGCCUGAACGCAGCCAAUCAGGCUUCAGCUCGGUCACAGCUUUGUUCUUAACUUUAAAGCGCACGUGUCAAACUCGAGGCCCGCGGACCAAACCCGGGCCCCACACAGGUUUUGAUCCGGCCCGCAUGUCAAUUUAGGUUCAGAAUCAGUUUUGGACCACCUAGUUUUGACACCUUUUUUCGACAUUUUUGACAAACUCUUUUUCGACAUUUUUGACACCUUAGUUUCAACAUUUUUGACGAAAUGUUUUGACAUUUUUUUAAGGCUUUUUCCAACGUUGUUGACAAUUUUUUUCUGCAGAUUUUGCCGAUUGUUUUCAGUCAUUUAGGCGCCUUCUUUUAAAUGUUUUUUACGCUUUUUUUCAAAGUUUUUGUCACUUUUAUAGACAAUUUUCAUAGGCACUUUUGUUGCUAUUUUUCCUAAAAAAAAAUUCAUUUUUGUGGGGGCUUUAUGAGACCCAAACUGUAAGUGAGAAAGCUAUAUGAGACAUGCAAUAAUAUACAGUCCCAAUAUUUGACUUUUUCUCCUAAAUAAAAGCGUGUCAGUAACCUUUACAUGUCUGGCUUUUUCAAAUACGCCGCACUUUCGCCGCAUAAAUUGCCGAUUUCUGCGCAAAAUAUGCGGGGCUUGCAUGACCU